UGCAGGUUGCUCGUCUUGGUUGCAGAUGAGCAGAGAGAAAACAUUGGAGGGAGAGAGAAGGGGGCUAGAGGAGCAGUGGCUUGGGCAGGCGAAUUAUGCAUGCACUAGGCGAGCGCUGAGAGAAUGGCUGUGGAAGCUAUCCAUUGCAAUCUGAAUCCUAAUGGCAUUGAUCGUCCUGUCCACGCAGAAGAUAUUAACCUGUCACUUGAAGGUGAAGGAGUUGAGUUGCCCUCACGUAAGAACGAUAAUACUCGGAAGGUGCUUGAGUCAAAAGGAACACCCAAGAGACAGCAAGUGGAACCAGAAACAUCUAAGUCUGGUACUGUGAAACUGACAAAACCAGUAGCUCUGUGGACCCAGCAGGAUGUCUGCAAGUGGUUGAAGAAACACUGCCCUAAUCAGUAUCAAAUCUACAGUGAGUCAUUCAAACAGCAUGACAUAACGGGCCGUGCAUUGCUGAGGCUUACUGACAAGAAACUUGAACGAAUGGGGAUUGCCCAGGAGAGCCUACGACAGCACAUUUUGCAGCAGGUGCUUCAGCUGAAAGUGAGAGAAGAAGUCCGAAAUCUACAAUUACUUACACAAGCCCCAACAGAGACUUCUCCAUAAACACUACUAGCCUCUAAAGCUUCUGUCCUGCCAGGUGAUAUGAAAGUGAACUUUACUUCGUGAAAAGCAUAACAAAUGGCACUGCCAGAAGGUGACCAGGAAGAAUUGAAAGAUUAACUGAAAUACAGCCAUUCAGUCAUGAUGAUACAUUCUGGAAAGUCCUGGUUUGCUGUGGUAUUAAAAUAUGGUGCAUAAAAUACAGUGCUAAUUUGUUCAAAGUGGUCAUUGACAGACCAUUAGCUGGAAAAUUGUUUCCAGUUUUCAUCACUGUGCAUAACUUUGAGUUCCCAUUAGGGGACUAUCUGUGCCCUUCACUAGAAGUUCUGUUUUAGCAUGGCAACUACUGGAUUAUUUUAUUAUGUAUGCAGAUGGCAUGAUGAUGUUUUAGGAAAAACUUACAGCAGUUCUUCAACCUCAGUAAAAAUGUUCACAAUAUUAGACCCCCAAUAGGAAUGUAAAUGUCUUGUAUAUGUUAGUUAUACAGUCUAAUGGUAUUCUGUUUAACUAUAUGUGAUCUCCACACAGAAGAGUUAGCACAUUCUAUACAUGUCAGGAAAGGUCUUUUCUUUAUUUCAAUACUAAAAUACGUUUCAGUACCUACACUAAGACUGUAUCUAAAAUAGAACCCAUACUUGCAUAUAUUCACAGAUUCAUGGGAGAUUGCAUAGAUAGAUUUGCCCAUGGCAUGUAUGCCACUAGACAUAUUUUACUGAGACUUACUGAACAGCUGUCAUGGAGGUAGCCAGGAGUAUGGGAGGCUGAAUGGGCUGUCAAACAUUGCAUCUGCUGUCCCCCACCCUCACCAAUAAACCAAGCAGUCCACAUUUCUGUUGUCCCAAUGUGAGGUUCCCAUUAAAUUGUAAAGGAAAAGAUCCCUUCUCUUGAGAUACAUUGUGCCCAUGGCUUUGGUCUACAUUAAACACAGGAGAGACUGGAGACAUCCUGGUUCUUCUGCUAAUCACUAUUUUUUGGGAGUGGGGCAGUGAAUUACAACUUGCAGAGUCCAAACAAAACCUCUUGAAGAUAGUAAAGAGUAAGAGGUGGACUAGAUGCUCCCACUCUGUAUGGUUCCUCAUAGAGGACAGACACCUCCGUUAACAUUUCCUCCUCUUUCUACCCAAAACACUUUUUUUUUUUAAGUCUGAACUGGGGUUUAGGUAAAUGGUUCUAAUAACCCUUUGGGCAUUCUGUAGCAGGCUCAAGACUGUUGCAUUCACAUUGAGCAUUGUUAUUUGUUGUUCAGUCUCUAAGUGGCUGACAUCACGGGUUGUGUCACAGCUGGCUGUGGUACAGUUUUCAUCCAUGGAGACUUAAUGGAAGUACUUUUCAUCCCACCCCUCACAUUGGGGCCUAUUUGAAACAGACUAUUUACAAUGAAGUAAAUUAAAUAGUCAGCAGCAUCACAAGGGACAAGCCUGGUGGUUCUUGCAGUUCCUAAAUCAAAGAUGGCACUUUUGGUAGCCAAAGAACAUCUUUCUCUCCAGCCUAAUGGACUAUCACUUAGUCCAUCUGCCAAACCUGUGGAGAGCCUUCCAUGUUGGAGACUUAGAUACCAAUAGUGGAGAGAAGAUGAAUCUUAAUGGGAUUACAGUAAGACAAAGAGCUAUUUUUGAGGAAGUUCAUGUGAUACACGCUUAGAAGCUAUUCUAUACCCUACUAGUGAUUGUAAGAUCAACCAAUUAGAGCACCAGUGCACCCAAAGUGUAUAUUUUUGGCUUUUUCAGAUGCGUGUGUAUUUGUGUCAGAACUUUUCACCCAUCCCUGAUAUGUAAACAGUAUAUAUACUUUUUGGACAGAUAUAAAAAAAAGUCAGGCUCAGCAUGUUGGCUACUGUAUAAUAUCAAUAUAGAACAGAAUUAUAAUUAGUUAGGGCCAAGAUUUUCAGAAGUGUCUAGUGAUUGUUAGGUGCUUAACUUGACACUUUAAAGGAGCCUGAUUUUCAGAAAAUGCUGAAAAUCAGGUCUCUUUAAAGUUUCUCAAAUUGGGCAUCCAGAACUUUCAGGCAUCCAGAAUCACAAGGCACUCUUGAAAAUCAUGGACUUUAAUUUAGAUUGGUUAGAAAAACUUCAAUAAAGGCAUAAGAAUAAUAUCCUCUAAGUGCGAAGUUGCUAGAGCAAUAUUUUAGCAAUGUGCACUUUUUAGAGUUGCCCAUAGAUUUGCAAGUUGACUUUUUUUAGAAAUUGGUCAUGUGCAUUGCAGAAUUUCAUUAAAAGUUUUAGCACAUUUAAUAGGCCUUUCCUAUUCUGUUUUAGAAUGAAUUCUGGGAACUGAGAUUGGUCAUUUUCCUAAGUCACUUAUAUUGCUAUUGCUGUUUUAAAAAAAAAAAGUUUAUCAGUUUGUUUAAAACAAAACAAAAAAAAAGAGAGAUACUUAGAUGUUAAGGAUCCUCUUUUACUGUACUCAAGUUUACUACAUAGUAAUACAUUCUAGAAUAAUUCAAAUGAUAAAGUUAAGAUUGUCACAUAUGGUUACUAUAUGGGUGUGAGAGAAAAAAAUGAGUUAGGUAAAAUGUUUUUAUAUCAGUGUUAGUUUAAACGUCUGCUAGUACAUGGGCAUGAACUUAAAUGUCUGAACUAAUCCUCUUAAAACAGUUUGUUUUAAAUGAUUCCCAGAGUUUAGUUAGGAGGAUCUGGGAAAUAGUGUUAGAGGCACUGAGAAAUGUGAAAAUAAGGGCCAAGUCCUGGUCCAACUGAAUUCAGUGGAGUUUUUUUCAGAGAUUUCACGGGGCCACUGUUUGACACUAUGCUUGAAACUUACUUAGGCCUCAAUCCUACAAAGACCUAUGCAUGUGAAAAGACUUCAAGCAUAAGAAUUCUCCCACUCACGUGUGUAAGUGUCUGCAGGAGCAGGGCUAUAAGGAGCUUACAGUAUAUUUGAUUUGUAUUUAACUAGUCACCACGUUUAAUCACUGUUACUCUCCGAAAAAGUAGGCCAUGCUUCCUCAGGGAUAUUUAUGGAAUUAUUAUACAUCCACUGAACAAUUGUCUGAAUCCCAACACAUUCCUCUGAAAAGUAUGUAAUAUAAAUAAGGGUAGGAAGGGGGUUACAUUAUUGUGAAUGGAGCUGAGUACUGUAUUGUGAGAGAGGCUAUGGAAAGCUGUCAUGUUUUUAUGCUGAACACCUUAUUAAUAGCAGACCCCUCUACUUCUUUUCCCUGACUCCCAAGAAUAGAUCCAUGGAACGAAUGCUCUGUCUACAGUCAUAAUUAAUUUAUUGCAAGGGUGCCAAGACUAAGCCAACAUGAAAGGGAAGGAAUAAAUUCAUUCCUGCAAAAGGAAGUGAAUUUAAAUAUACUCAUAGCCAUUAGUCCUGUGUAAAAGCAGAGUAGGAGACUAAUGCCAUUGUGUUAGAAUAGCAGAUCUCAGUCAGCCGUGUGUGUGUGUGUGUGUGUGAGAGAGAGAGAGAGAGAGAGAGAGAGAGAGAGGUGGUGGUGGUGGUGAAUUUAAUUGGGUGGGCGAGUACUUUGCAUUAUCACUCAGUAUCACCAUUACAUUUACCACUGUGACACUGGCAAUUGAACUACCACAGACUUGACUACUACCUCUAAAAUACGGGUAAACAAUAAUAGUAUCACUAUCAGAAUACUCCUAUCUCAGCACCCAGUCCUGCAGCCUUGCUCCCAUGAAUGGUCCAAUUGCCAGCUGCCCUUAUUCACAUGGACCCAUAUGUGAGUAAAGGCUGCAGCAUCAGACCUUCACUAAGGAGUUUUCACAGAGGCCAGGCCAUCUUAGCUACUUCAGAUAAUGUCUUUUCUUAUACUAGGAGAGCAAAGGAAUCACCAGCCUGCAUAGGAAAAUAUACUACAGAUGAAAAUAUGUUACAUGCUUUUUAUUCCCUAUUUUUAGCUAUAUUGCUUGCUUUGUCUGAAACUGUCACAUAACUGAUUUGUUAAGAAAGAUAAAGUCUUACAGACAAGAAGCUCACAAAAGCUGUAUUAGCUCUUUGGUUUUGCCAAUCCAUCUGUACCCAAAUGCAUUAGCAGGUUCAUUCUUCACACUAUUUUCCUCUCUAUUUUUAAGAGUAAUUUUGUGACUUUACAACUAGACUUAAAGCAGCUUCAGACUAUUUUAAAGAGAGGCUAACCUUUGAGAGUGACAUAAUUCUUUAUUCUGUACGGGCUGUGGGGCAGAUCCCCAGCUGGCAUAAAACAGCAAAGCUUCAUUGAAGUUGUUGGAGCUUCACUGAUUUAUGCCAGCUGUAGAUCCAAGUCCAUUUUGAUGUUUUUUUUUUAAAACAAAAUAUCAAAAACACUAGAUAGCAAUUUUUGAAUAAUUGACAUCACACACGGAAAAAUAAAAACUUGCAUGUUUUACCUCUGUCCUCUAAUAACAAAUAGUAUCUUUGUAAACUCAGUCUCAAUGAAAGCCCUCAAUACCUCGCUGUGGUACAAUUGGAUCUCAUCUCUAGACUGUGAUCAAUAUACGAUUUUAAUGUAGACAGAAAAGAGUCCUGUGGUUUAAUGAGGGUUGAUAGAGCCAAAGAAGCAAGUUUGCUGUUGACGUUAUCUACAGUAAACUUUAGGAAAGGUGUUUUGAGUACAAAACACUCCAAUACAUAACAAAUGAAAAAAUGGGGAACCUCACAGCAACGUGUACAAAUCUGCAGUUAAGAUAUGCAGAUGAUUGAUAAGGGAAGCUAAAGGUAUCUAUGAAAUAUCUUUGGUCAGUAGUGUUAAGGAUGAUAAGAAGGAAUUCUUUAAAUAUAUAAUGAACCACUGAAAUCAUAGCAAAUUAUGUAGGUCCAAUACUAGCCAAAUAUGGUAAAAAUAUCAAUCAUGGUGCAGGAAAGGCAUAAGUAUUCAACAAAUAUUUCUGUUUUGUGGUUAGACAGAAACAGAAUAGUGUAGUCAGAUCUUUCUGUGAUGAUUAAAUACUUCCUAUUCCAUCAGUCACUAGGGAGAAUGUUAAUCAGCAACUAUUAAAGAUAAACAUUUUAAAUGUGUGGGACUGGAUAGCUUAUACUCAAGAGUAUUAAAAAAAUUGACUCUGGAGCGCUCUGAAUCAUUAAUGUUGUGGUUUUAUUUUUAAACAGAUUUUAGAACACGGGAAGUUUCAGAGAACUGAAAAAAGCCAGUGUUGUGCCCAUAUUUAAAAAGAAAAAAUGAGAUGACAUGGGAAACUGUAGGCUGGUUAUCAUGACAUGUAUCCUGGGCAAAAUCAUGGUCAGGUUGAUGUGGAAUGCUAUCAGCAAAGAAUUUUAAAAUGUUUGCAUAAUUAACACCGAUCAACAUGGUUUUAUAGAGCUUAUCAAACAAACUUGAUAUCAUUUUUGUGAAAUGACAAGUUUGGUUGACAAGGUAACUAUGUUGACAUAAUGUACUUAGAUUUCUGUAGGUCAUUUGACUUAGUCAUGCAUUGUAUGAAGUGCAGUUGUAGCCAUUCAGUCCCAAGACAUUAAAGAGACAAGAUGGGUGAGGUAAUGUCUUUUAUUGGACCAAUUUGUUGGUGAGAGAGACAAAGCUUGAAAACUUGUCUCCCUUUACCAACAGAAGUCGGUCCAAUCAAAGAUGUUAACUCACCCACCUUGUCUCGCUUAGUUCUGCAUGACAUUCUGAUUAAAAAUAGCAAAAAAGCAAUGUAGCCCAUUUAAAUGGAUUAAAAAUUGGUUAACUGUUAGAUUUCAAAAGUAAUUGUAAAUGUGAAAUCAUAAUCCAUUGUGGGUAUUUCGAGAAGGGAUCUGCAGGGAUCAUCUCUUGGUCCAGUGUUGUUCAAUAUCUUUAUCAAUUAUCUGUAAAAUAUAUAUAUAUAUAUAUAUAUGUAAAAAAUGUAAAAUGUACAGAUGACACAAGAAUUGGUGGACUUGUAAAUAAUGGUGUGAAAUCAGUUAUAUAGACUAACCUGGAUCUCUUGGUAUUGUGGUCUCAUUUGAACAACAUGUUUUAAAACAGACAAAUGCAACGUCAUCAUCUAGAAACAAGGAAUGCAGGUCACACUUAUGAGAUAUGGGACUAUAUCUUGGAAUGUAGUGACACUGAACAGGAUUUAGGGGUUAUGAUAGGAAAUUGCUAUAAGAAUGAUUUGAGGGCUGGGGGAAAAGGCCUUAAACUGACAGAAUAAAGACACUCAAUCUGUUCAGUUUGUUGAAGGUGACUUGAUCAUGGUCAACAAGUACCUACAAGGGGAAGAAUUUUCUAAUGGCAGGCAGCUCUUUAAUCUAGCAGAAAAAGGAUAUAACAAGAUCCCAAGAUUGGAAGUUAAAAUUAGACAAAUUCAUACUAGAAAUAAGCAACACAUUUUCAACAGUGAAGGUAAUUAACAUUUGGAACAGCUUACAUAGAGACGUGGUGGAUUCUCCAUCACUUAAAGUCUGUAAAUCAAGUCCGAAUGCCUUUCUAAAAGAUCAUAGAAUAUCAGGGUUGGAAGGGACCUCAGCAGGUCAUUUUGUCCAACCCCCUGCUCAAAGCAGGACCAAUCCCAAACUAAAUCAUCUAACCCAGGGCUUUGUCAAGCCUGACCUUAAAAACUCCUAAGGAAGGAGAUUCCACCACCUCCCUAGGUAACCAAUUCCAGUGCUACACCACCUUUCUAGUGAAUUUUUUUUUCCUAAUAUCCAACCUAAACCACCCCCACUGCAACUUGAAACCAUUACUCCCUGUUCUGUGUCAUCUGGUACAACUGAGAAAAGUCUAGAUCCAUCCUCUUUGGAACCCCCUUUCAGAUAUGCUAUAGCUCAUACAGUGUAUGGGUUUGAUGCAGCAAUUAUUUAAGCAAUAUAUAAGGUUCUUUUGUCUGUAAUAAGAGGAUGGGUGAGGGGCUUAAAUACCUACAGAGACUUAUUCAGACAGAAUUCUAUUGAUUUUAAUGUGUUAACUUGGAGUAGCAGAAAUAUGUAUGCAGAUGGACUUUGAGAUAAAUGUCUGUGGGACUGCUUGCAAAGGAGGGUAAGACUGAACAUGACUGAAGGGGACAGAAUUGGGUCCAAAAUGACUAUUAAAAAAGAACAAGUCUGUGUUCUUCUAAAUCAUGCACUCAAAUAAUUGGCUUCAGUGAGAGUUUUGUCUGAGUAAGGAGUAAGAAUGGCAGAGUUUUGGCACUGGAUUAGGAAAGUGGUAUUCUACAGGAAAGAAACUUUCUCUGCCUGUACAUUCUGAAUAUUUUUGUUUUGGAAAAAAUUAAACUUUUUGUUUAAAAAUUAAACUUUUCUGUUUUGAAAAAUUUGUGGGUUUUUUCAUUUUUAUAUUUUAUUAUUUAAUGACAUCAGUAGUACUUGCUACUGAUGUCAUUAAAUAAUAAUAGUAGUACUACUCACAUGUCAUAUUGUAACGAGUCAAAAUCUAUAUUUCAUUUUUAAAAUCAUUAAGCUCUUCUGCUAUUCAAUGUUGAUUAAAACAUCUUGUCUUCUUUUCUUCAGAGUGUCUCCUGUUUGUGUUGUAUUGAAACAGUGUAACACUUAGAACAAGAAGAUAAGCACUCCGUGUACUAAUUAGAGGAGCAGCUGUUUUCAAUAGCCUUGUGUUAGCCUGGAAUCAUUUUUCUAGGAUAUUGUAAAUAGCUGCUACUCUAAUUAGUAAAAUAAGAGAAUAUUGUGACUAAUGUAUCUUGACAUGAUAUGUUAUGUUGUGCACUACUACUAUUGAUGUGUCGUGGAAUACUUUUAUUUUUACAUUAACAUAAAACUGAAAAUUUUAAAAUUAAAAAUUUGAAUUAAAAAUUUUGUUUUGAAACUAAGUUUGGAAAUUUUUCCAAAACAAAAUUUUCAAAAGGAUUUCUUUUUUUAUAGAAAAUCAUGUUUUCUGUUGGAAAUUUGGUUAAAUAGAUGCAAGCUCACAAAAAAACUUGGAUUAGUCAAAAUGGCAUUUUCUGAUGGAAAACUGUUUUGACUAAAAUGUUCCAACCAACUUUAGCAGUAAGCAACUUUUUGCAUGAUUCACCUCUUAUAGUAGGUCAUUUUGAAUUUUGGUGCUUUAAAAAUAAGUAACAGAGCACUCCGUUUCUGAGGCAAGUUUCACAACACAAUGUUUUGAUGGGAGUACUAUAAGCAGAGGCUUUAAUACCUGCUUUUUACAGGUCUUCAGGGCAGCCCAGAGAGGAGGGAGGCAAGUGGGGCAAUUUGGCCCCGGGCCCCACAGGGGCCCCGCGAGCCGCUCCGGGUUUUUGGUGGCACUUCAGCUGCAGGCCCUUCACUCGCUCUGGGUCUUUGGCAGCGGGUCCGUCAGUGCAGCGGAAGACUCAGAGCGAGUGAAGGACCCGCCACUGAAGUGGUGCCGGAGCCUUGGAGCACUACCCAGUGAGUACAAGUGGCGGGGGGCGAGGAGGGGAGCCAUGAUUGGCGGCACUUAGGCUGCUCUACCGCCACCUCUUCAUUCUUCGGUGGCUCUUUGGCGGCAAUUCAGCGGCAGGUCCCUCUUGGAGGGAAGACUUGCCGCCGAAGACCCGGCCCUGCCCCAGGCCCCCAGAUCCUCUGGGUGGCCCUGCAGGUCUUCAGUGUUCUGGGGAAAAAACAGGAUAUCUAUUGUUAAGAAUAGACAAUAACUAAACUCAGCCAAAGAAAAAAACAACAUAUUUACAUUUAGCUACCAGAAGGUAAUGUGGGCAGACUGGGGUUGAAAACCUUAGCCAAAAAGCAGGGCUAAAGCUGAGAACCUAGACAAGAAUCUUUUGGAUUCUUGCUGUAAUUCAACAUAAAAAUAAAUUAGUUUAGGUUAGAUUUACUCCUUGAAGAUCGCUAGCCCACAUCGGAAGGCCAUGGAAUGAAUUUCACGCAGUCACUAGCUUACGUUUGUGAUAGCUUAUAAGCAUCUUCAGUAUUCUGAACAACCUUGCAGCCCGCAAAGGAGAGCUGUCCUUAAAAGGCAUGUUUGAGGUCAUAGUUUGGACAAAGAAAGGAGCUGAUGUUGCAGAUGGCUGUAUAAUGACAGCUUCUGCUCUAAAAGCAGGAUUUUGAGCAUUAUUAUACAACAUCCAGGCUUAGCUUGAGAAUGAGAUGUAAGCUUCCUUCUGAUUUUUAAGUGAAGAAUAUGCACCGAAUACAUCUAAAAAAAUUCCACUGUGCAGCUAUUAUUGCACCUCUAAUCAUAUUAUUUCUAUUAAACACUUGCAGUGAAUUCAUCUAUUUAAUGUCAUUAGCCACCAAAUUAAAUAGCUAUACACAAAUUUUUAGCAAAGGGAGAUCAAUACUGUAGCAAAACUGCAUAUGAGCAAUAAAAAGCUGUGUAGAGAAAAAUAUUGAUCGACCAGGUUGAAUGCUUGGGGGUUUUGUUUGUUUGGAGCAUGCAUAUAUACAUCCAUGCAGAGGUUUUCCCGUAUUGAGCCUGGCUCUGAUCUCAAGACUAGUGCAGAUGAAGGGAUAUUUAGAGUCCUCUUAUUUUACUACCUGAUCCUCAUUUGCUAUAUCCAGUAGCUGCUAUUUCUAUGUUAUUCUUCUGAGAAGGAUGGAAGAGAUCUGAGUGACUUCCACUAAGAUCAAUGCCAUGCCAUAAGUAUGUAAUCUUCCAGCCAGUGCUAAAAAUCCUGUCACAGGAGGUACUCAUUUAUAAUCCUUCUCCCUCCUGUGAAUAGGCUUCAGCUCCACUGACCCAGAUAGAGAGAGGGAGAACUUUGUGCCAUGCUGUGAACAAGCUUAGAUCUUAGUCCUGUAAGACCUGAGUGGAAGUUAAGGGCACUGAGCACUUUACACCGUCAGACCCUAGUGGUAUAAAUUCCCUGAUUGCUAGAGGCUAUUGAAAGUUUGAAGCUGACAAGUUGAGGGCCAUAGAGAACAGGUUAACUGCACUCUUUUGAUGAGUUAUUACUAUAUAUUGGGCUCGACUCAAAAUUAGGAUGAAAUGCACAGCACAAUGUUAGACAAUGUGAAGUAAAUGAAUGACUGUUCUCCCUCUAAGAUGGGACAUAAUCUGAUGAGGAUGGCUUCUUUUAUUUUGCAUUAAGCCACUAGGAAAGAAAAAUGCUAUGAGUGAAAUAAUUAUCUACCUUUCCAUGACAUUUCAGAAUCGGGGAAAAAAGCCAAGCUAGCAUCCAGCACUAAGAUUUCACACACCCCAGUAAUUAGCAUUGUAUAAUGCUAGCAUUUCCUCCAACACUGAAAUAUUAGGUCUGAUCUCAUUAUACUUAAUGGAAAGAGGCUUGUUAACUUCAGAAAGCAUUGCAUCAGGCCACUUAAUCCUUUCAAGACUCUACGUAUGUACGUCCAGAUUUUUAAAACUUGACUUUAUUUUUUGCACUCACAAAUAAAUGUGGAGGCAGUUCUUUGCAGGUAAAAAUGAGAGCAUGUAGACAUGCAACUACCUGAUCACGCCUACAAACUAGGCAAGGGAAGCCAAAAUGUUAAAAGUAGCCUCUAAUUUUGGGUGACUCUGUUUUUGGCAGCAGGGGGGAGGGAUAGCUCAGUGAUUUGAGCAUUGGCCUGCUAAGCCCAGAGUUGUGAGCUCAAUCCUUGAGGGGGCCAUUUAGGGAUCUGGGGCAAAAAUUCUGUCUGGGGAUUGGUCCGGUUUUGAGCAGGGGGUUGGACUAGAUGACCUCUUGAGAUCCCUUCCAACCCUGAUAUUCUGUGAUUCUAUGAACUUCAGGGACCUUGGCCCUGAUUUGUAGAAACGCAGAAAACCUACUGCAGAAAUUUAGGUCAAUGGCUUAUGUCCAAGGUGUCUUAAACUGAGCAACCAAAAAAUCCGAGGCCCCUUUUCCGAAUCUGGCUGCAGCCAUGGCCUCAUUUGCACACACAAAUAAUGGCACUGUCAGUUGUUUGUGGAUGCACAUUUGAGACUCAGAAAGGUAGGCCAGGUUAGGUUCCUUUGGAAAUCACGGGCUAGAUCUAUAACAGAAAUUAUUGGGUGAGGUUCUAUGCUCGGUGUUUUGCUGGAGGUCAAAGUAGAUGACCAUAGUGGUCCCUUCUAGCCUUGAAAUCUCUGAAUCCUCAGCUGGUAUAAACCAUUGUGGCUCCAUUGAUUUCAAUGCCAAUUUGCACCAGUUGAGGAUUUGGCUCCAGGCCCUUAAUCUCCUUUUAAGUAUACACAUGGCUGACAGUCUAGAAAAUGCUAGCACACAAAGAGUUAAUGAGUUGUUUUACUCAUAGGUCUCAGUGAAGAGCAGUUCCUCCCAGCACUAAACUUUUUAGACAGAGCCCAAUAAGGUGGCAUAAUCAAGAGCGUGCCUUUUUGUUGGAUGUACACUGUUUCUUCCCAGGCACCCAAGGGGUUAAUCUGUAGCGCAGUUCAUUUUUGCUCAAAACACAGAAUUAUUGUACUAUCUAAUUCUGAGUUGCUGUCAAUGUUAAUUCCACUUUAUUGUUUUUAUAUUUACUUUUUUAAUUUCUUCUGUUUUCCAGAGUCAACAAAAAAUAAAAAGAUUUGGGGGGGAUGAAUUGUUUUAAUCAUGAAAUUAAAAUUACUAUCAAGAUUUUUGUAUCUUUGAGCAUGAUAUCUGGAAGCUUUGGAAAUCUGCUUUAUCAUUUUGUAUAUUGGACAAUUUUGUACUCUGCAUUGUUUGACUUCAUUUGUGCAUGGCAAUGUAAUUAAAAUAUGGAAUUUUUACUCUA
Molecule: messenger RNA, 12078 nt
Organism: Gopherus flavomarginatus (Mexican gopher tortoise)
Lineage: Eukaryota; Metazoa; Chordata; Testudines; Testudinidae
Gene: SAMD12
Product: sterile alpha motif domain containing 12
Exons: 5
Coding region: 124-609 (161 amino acids)
Biological process (GO): cell surface receptor protein tyrosine kinase signaling pathway
Cellular component (GO): cytoplasmic side of plasma membrane
Molecular function (GO): protein binding
Source: RefSeq, a predicted model, not a curated record